AGCAUACUCAUUAGCGAGCGUAUUCAGUGUGUAAAAUGUAUCUGUACUCUAAUAGGCUGGUCGAAAAAAUUUGUUCUGCAUUGAAAAGAAAUGCACACGGAUGCAGUGCUAUCAAUACCUUUACUGGGUGGAAGCUCUAAGUCUACAUAUCGAAAUAUUCUAAUGUUUAGCGAUAACGACCAGUGUUACACCCACUAUCGCUGUCUGAGUGGCACGCUCUGCAACCUCAAUAGGGCAUGCUUACGCCUUUACCUCAAUUUACAAUGUUUAUCAGUAAGGCCAUGGCCAUGAGUAUCAUUUUUUUUCUUCGAGAGUGGUUUCCCCGAUUUCCCCGUUUAAUAAGAAUCACAUCAUAAAAGUCGAUGAAGCUUGCAGCCGUUUUUAUGUUGGCCUUAGGGUCAGCAGCCGCUGCAUCAAUUAAUACCCCUUCUAUCGCGCUUAGAAACAAGAACCACUUUUCGUUAGAUUCCGAUGUGGCUGCGCAUGCCUUGUAUGGGAUUAAACCAGAAUAUCGCAAUGAAGUGCUCAAAUACCAUCGCCUGGGAAACGAUGACCGUGCCCGUGCAGCUUUGAUAGCUGGUUUGAACGACAGAAAAGCAUACCAACUUAUAGACAAACUUCAAAAAUUGGGGAACUAAUUUGAAGUUUACCAGAUCUUUUGGGUCUUUUACUAGAUGAUUUACCAGGUCUCUUCUAGAUGAUUUACUAGAUGCUUUACUAGAUUUAUUUGGAGUUACUAGCUUUACUAGAUGAUAUACUAGACUUUUUGGACUUACUAGCUUUACUAGUUUUACUAUAUUCAAUUUCACUAUAUUCAUUCUCAUUUAUCAGAUUACUUUACCC
Wallemia mellicola CBS 633.66 is the source of this 843-nucleotide messenger RNA. RefSeq lists its product as hypothetical. The transcript has 2 exons. Lineage: Eukaryota; Fungi; Basidiomycota; Wallemiomycetes; Wallemiales; Wallemiaceae. The coding region runs from base 363 to 638 and encodes 91 amino acids. The record is from RefSeq and is a predicted model, not a curated record.